AUGUGUGCUAUUUCUUUCAUCCUACUCUUCAUUCAGGCUUGCCUGAUCCAAAAUGCUGUCGGUGUCUGUUUAGGAAAGACUGGUAUUAACAAUGCUGUUGUUGCACCGUUGGCUGGCGCCGCCAUUGCCCCUGGUAGACUUGGCUAUGAAGGCUGCGGCAGCUAUGGCGGUGUUGGCGUUGGUAACAUCCGCGUGGCUGGCGAGCUGCCCGUGGUCGGUAUCACCUCCGUCGCUGGUCGCGUGCCCAUCGUGGGUACUGUUAAAUUCGAGGGCCCCGCUUGCGCUGGUGGCUGCGUUACCAUUGCUGGCCAAUGCACUCCCAUCUGCGGAUGGGGUCUUGCUUAUUAA
Messenger RNA from Bombyx mori (domestic silkworm), 348 nucleotides. RefSeq names its product chorion class CA protein ERA.1. Gene Ontology annotation, cellular component: egg chorion. NCBI's taxonomy places the organism in Eukaryota, Metazoa, Arthropoda, Insecta, Lepidoptera, Bombycidae. Bases 1 to 348 code for a protein of 115 amino acids. Gene Ontology annotation, biological process: chorion-containing eggshell formation; multicellular organism development. The transcript has 2 exons. The record is from RefSeq and is a predicted model, not a curated record. Gene Ontology annotation, molecular function: structural constituent of egg chorion.